Molecule: messenger RNA, 1139 nt
Organism: Fomitopsis serialis
Lineage: Eukaryota; Fungi; Basidiomycota; Agaricomycetes; Polyporales; Fomitopsidaceae
Exons: 2
Coding region: 147-941 (264 amino acids)
Source: RefSeq, a predicted model, not a curated record
AUUCACGACGUACCCUUACCAUGAGCGGCAAUUAAUCUGCUCUCCCUGGGGACGUCUACAGCGUUUUCCCUACAUUCAUUCUCAUUUCGCUGCUCGUAGGCGCCUUCGCCCCUCACAUCGGCUGGACAGACAGACCGAACGCUCCCAUGCUGUGUGCAAGUUAUCUUAACUUAUUUGUCGUCUGCUCUGCUAUUCGGCCCUGCCGUCGUCAACUUUGCUUUCGUUUUCGUAUGGAGACAUACAUCAAAUUCCCUCAAUACACUCGCCCACCGCUGUCGCUGGGACAUCGACGUGUUCUGGUCAGGACUGGCUCGCAGUGCAACGUGUCCCCUUCGUGGGCCGAGUGGCUCGCGGGGUCCGUUGUCCGCUUGAUACUCACGCUCGCAGUUCUCAUCGCAUAUCACCUGACAGCCUACCACUAUGACAUCACCCGCCAGCCUUCCCGCAGGCGGCGCCGCUCGCGUCCACGGUCAGGCUCUUCAUUGCCGUCGGUGACGCCGAUGUCGGUGUCGACGGCAACCCACCACCCAAUGUCGUCCACAUCGACGCCCUUGUCCCCCGUUUCGCUCUCGCAAGUCGGCCGGCCUCCGUCGAUAUUAACGUCCGAAGGUCACACGACAGUUGAGAGCCACUCUAGCGCGGGGGAUCACCGGCCGUUGCGCAGCUCUCGGUCUCGCAUCAACGCAGAGAGCUUCCUGCCAGUCGAUCGAGGGAAGGCUUCGCAUCCCCGGCCCUCUCGCCCACCCGCAGCGAGAAAGACCGCUCCCCUGCCGCGUCAGGCUUUUCAUCGCCUAAUCUAUCGGACGAGGACCUCUCCUCGUCCCUUGGGGCUGACAGGUUCGGCCGCCCUCUCCGGAGAAUACCUGGCAACUACACGUUCCCUGGAGCCCCGGACGCGCCGUCUGAGACCGACACAGCGGGAGAGCCUCCACGCGACGUGAUGUCGGACAAUGAGCUCCACAGCUUUGUGGACCGUUUCCGGUCUCUCGUAGAUCAAAUCACACGAGAGACCGAGGAUGGGAUUGCACUUACCCGGAACGACAGCACGGGGUACUACGCCUCCCCCUCGUCUCAUGAUAUAGAGAACCUUAGACCAAGCCAUCGCUCACCCUUCCCCUCUGAGGACGACGAUGACUACG